This is a messenger RNA of Eruca vesicaria subsp. sativa (arugula), 1077 nucleotides long. The record is from the annotation of a GenBank genome assembly. Lineage: Eukaryota; Viridiplantae; Streptophyta; Magnoliopsida; Brassicales; Brassicaceae.
UGAGAUCGAAAAUGCACGGAUAGUAACCACCACAAAGCAAUCAUCUUAAUCUCCAACCUAAAAACAAACAAAAGACAAGCAAAUAACCCGAGUAAUUGGAGAAACAAACGUCACUUGUGGCGUAAAUCUUCUUCUUCUUCAUCUUAUCUCUCUCAUUCCGGUGCCGUAAAUAUGUCUUUGGAUACGGUGGACAAGCUGGUGGUGUUCUUGGCCAAGAGAGACGGAAUAGACAAGCUUGUGAAGACAUUCCAAUACGUGGCCAAGCUCGCAUGCUGGCACGUUGAAGCCACACGUCCGGACGCGGCCGAGAGAUUCAAGAAAUGGGAGGUUGCGUCCGGUCUCAGCCGCAAAGCCUUCAGGACUGGGAGGUCGCUCACGGGUUUCAAUGCCCUGAGACGAAACCCUGGAGCAACCCCGGUGAUCCGUUUCUUAGCGGUCCUAGCCAAUUCAGGAGAGAUGGUUUACUUCUUCUUCGACCAUUUCCUUUGGCUAUCAAGAAUCGGUACAUUAGACCCCAAGAUCGCCAAGAAAAUGAGUUUCAUCUCGGCUUUUGGUGAAUCUUUUGGUUACGUUUUCUUUAUCAUCAUCGAAUGCAUUUUCAUAAGGCAGAGAGUCGAUUCCUUGAAAAGACUCAAGACAAAUGAUGAACCGAAAGAAGAAAUCAGCGGGAAAGUUAGUGAGAUUCAGGGAGAUAUAGUGAUGAGACUGAUGGGGAUUUCAGCUAACAUUGCUGAUCUGAUUAUCGCAUUGGCAGAAAUUCAACCGAACCCGUUUUGUAACAACACGGUUACACUCGGUAUAAGCGGUUUGGUAUCGGCUUGGGCUGGUUGGUACAGGAAUUGGCCAUCGUGAGAGGUACUAAUUAAGAUCUGAGGAGCGUAUCUAAAAAAUGUUGUACCAAACGUUUAACUCAGUUGAAUAUAUGCAAUUUUCUAUAUUGUUUUAAAAGGUCACAUUUAAAUAAAAAAAAAACUAUGUAUAAAAAUGUAACGUGGGACAUUUCUCAAUUAUCAAGACUUGAUAACUGAAAAUAACUACCCCACUCUCACUUUCGCCAGUAAAACACGUUUGUAUUGG